This is a messenger RNA of Knipowitschia caucasica, 924 nucleotides long. The record is from the annotation of a GenBank genome assembly. Lineage: Eukaryota; Metazoa; Chordata; Actinopteri; Gobiiformes; Gobiidae.
AUGUGGAAAAUCAAUGCCCUGUCAAUUCUUCUGGUGCUUGUGUGUGCGUUACUACUUACAAAUGAAGUGAAGUGCCAGGAUGACGCGACACCUACACCUGCUGCAGAUGUAGAUGCAGGAGACGCAGGAGACGCGGGAGACGCAGGUGAUGCUGGAGAUGCUGGAGAUGCUGGAGAUGCUGGAGAUGCUGGAGAUGCUGUGGUGACCCUGGCCCCUGGUGCUGCUGCAGACUCUGAUAAUGCUCCCACCACUGCUGCUGACGCCUCUGGUCCAGUCACAGGCCUCAACACUGUUUUUGCGGUGGAUGCAGCUGUAGUUGAAGACGCCCCGGCCCCUGUCAUGCCUGAUGUGAAGUGUGUUGGGAAAGAGGACAUCACAGAGAGCAACGCGGUCAAAGCCAGUGUGGCCACAAAUGACUGUGAGGCAACGAAGAACAUCCUGGAAGCCGUCCCUGCAAACUGGUGCAGCAAGCAGGCCUGCAAGAUCAACAUCUUCCAGGACGACAGCACGGUGCUCCUGGACAGUGACGAUGCCAGUUUGGGAACCCUGGCCUCUGCUCUCCAAAGCGACGAGAUGAAAAACAAGCUGGGAGUGAAAGAUGUGAAGUUCAGCUCGUCCUCUGGCUCCUCGGUGCUGGUGGGGAUCCUGGUCACUGGGCUCCUGGGGGCUGUGGCGCUCACCGUGGGAUACUUCAAAUGUCAGCGCAGACCCAGCCCCAAAGGAGAGCGCCUGGCUGAGGAGGGCACUCCGGUGGACCAGCAGAAUCAGGCCAACACACUGGCCUCAGACGCCCCCCUGAAUCCUCCUCCUGAGACCCCAGAGAAGCCCAGCGCAAACGGCGAGGCACCCGAGGGAGACAAGAGCCAGCCUCCACCCACCAACGGCCACUCUACUCCUGCUACUACGGCUGACACAGAGCUGUGA